This is a messenger RNA of Prunus armeniaca (apricot), 978 nucleotides long. The record is from the annotation of a GenBank genome assembly. NCBI's taxonomy places the organism in Eukaryota, Viridiplantae, Streptophyta, Magnoliopsida, Rosales, Rosaceae.
AUGACUGCCUUCUUUCAGAGACUGGCUAAGGCUGCCCCAAUCGCCUUCAACAACUCAUUUGGAGGCCAAUCCAAGUCCAGCUUUCGCAUUCCCUUUGGAGCUCUCGCAGCUGUCUCUGGUGGAAUCUCCUAUCUCUGCUACUAUUCCUCGCCAGAUUUGGUUUAUCUAGAUGAGAUCAAAGAACAGGCAGGCCCAAAAGUUGCGCUUAAUCCCAACAAGUGGAUUGAAUUUAAGUUGCAAGAUACUGCAAGGGUUAGCCACAACACUCAAUUGUUCAGAUUUACAUUUGAUCCCACUGCCAAAUUGGGUUUAGAUGUUGCUUCAUGUCUCAUUACGAGGGCUCCAAUAGAACAAGAUGCAGAAGGGAAACCAAAAUAUGUCAUACGCCCGUAUACUCCUAUUUCAGAUCCAGAUUCCAAGGGAUACUUUGACCUGUUAAUUAAGGUGUAUCCAGAAGGAAAAAUGAGCCAGCAUUUUGCAAGCUUAAAACCAGGCGAUGUAGUUGAAGUGAAGGGGCCCAUUGAAAAGUUCAGAUAUACUCCCAACAUGAAGAAACACAUAGGCAUGAUUGCAGGUGGCAGUGGUAUUACUCCAAUGCUUCAGGUUAUUGAGGCUAUAAUGAAAAAUCCCGAUGACACGACUCAGGUGUCACUGCUUUAUGCUAAUGUCUCCCCAGAUGACAUAUUGCUUAAACAGAAACUUGACAUACUUGCAGCUAGCCACCCAAAUUUAAAGGUAUAUUACACAGUAGAUAAUCCAACGAAGAGUUGGAAAGGGGGAAAAGGUUACAUAUCGAAGGACAUGGCCGUUAAAGGCUUACCUGGUCCUGCUGAAGAUACUCUCAUCCUUGUAUGUGGCCCCCCUGGAUUGAUGAAACAUAUAUCUGGUGACAAGGCUAAAGACUGGUCACAAGGAGAGCUCACUGGCAUACUAAAAGAACUUGGAUACACAGAAGAAAUGAAAGCAUACGCAACUUGA